AUGCCAAACGUCGGUGUCAAAGUUCCUGGCAUUCUUGCGGCGGGCACUUACAACGGCGCUGAAGUCAAUCUGCUGCCAUACUUCAACGGCGACCUGGCCUCGUCCAACCGCGGUGGCAGCUCUGGCGUUUCCGUCAACUUCCUUGAUGGGGGUGGCGCUGCGCCACUGAUGAAGAACAUGCCGGCGAACGACGACAAGUCUAAUCAAUACUUCCUCUUGACCCAUCUCUACCAAUUCUUCGGUUCCCUGCUUGGCUGCUCCCAGUACGGCAUGACUGGCUUCCCUGGCUAUGACGGACAUGCAUCCAUGUACCAGGUCCACAAGUUCAUGGACCUAGACAUGAACGAGCUUGGAUACUUUAUUCAGCAGGUGGCUAUGGCGGCUGCCUCUUUCGGCGUUGCUCAAGACGACCUCCAAGCAGUCGGAAAGGCGCUUUCCCAGCUCUUUGGUAUGCGCUGCAGCCCGCCAGUCACUGCCAUUCCUGCACAGGGACCCCAGCUCCAGGCGAUCUGCAUCGAGAACAGCUGCCCCAUCUCGCCCAACUCGACUUGCGCGAGCUAUGAAGCUGCUGUCGCACCGAAGAAUGCUACUGGAGGAGGUAUGAUGAACGCUACAGCUACCAUGUCCGGCUCAGCCACGUCGAUGGCAACGGCUACAGGUACCAUGAUGCCGAGCACUGUUCCCACAGCAGGUGCUGCUAUCAAGGGCAUGAGCUUGGCAGGUAUUGUCGGUGUACUUGCCCUGCUUUUGUAA
Molecule: messenger RNA, 753 nt
Organism: Colletotrichum chrysophilum
Lineage: Eukaryota; Fungi; Ascomycota; Sordariomycetes; Glomerellales; Glomerellaceae
Exons: 2
Coding region: 1-753 (250 amino acids)
Molecular function (GO): oxygen binding; heme binding
Source: RefSeq, a predicted model, not a curated record